AAUAACACACAAACCAAAACAAAGUACGGACCACCAUAUAAAACACAAAAACAGCAAUGAAAUAAUGAAUGGAACCCAACACACAAUAAAAUAGAACAGAUGUUGCAUGCGCAUGGAUAAGUUUGGAUGUCUUUCUCUCGGUCUCUGUUUUUCCCUCUGUCUCUUUCUGUCUCCCUCUAUCUCUUAUUUCUCUAAGUGUACACUAGUGAACAGGAAAACGACUCCCUCUUGUGGAAGUCUGAUGCCUCAAAGACAGUAGGACAGUGUCAAGCCACAGUCACGAGUCUAGAAUCACUGGGUAACACUAAGUUCUAACCAGGCAAUAAGGCCACUUAUACAAACCUCAGAGGGGCCUUAUUUCCAACAAAAACAGGUUACCAAUGUAAUUAAAACUGUUAGCGUGUUGGUUGAUAUGACAUGAGGGCGACCUUUUUGCUUGUUUAUACUGCAUAUUGUCAUUUCCAGGUGCAAAAGAUGACUGUCCAUUGCGUGACAUACCAUGGUAUAUAAAUUCAGCCAAUCAGGAUCCAGGACCCAAACCACUCGGUUUAUAAUAUAAGUAAAUAAUAUAUGCCAUUUAACAACCGUUUCCUCCAAAGUGACUUCACAGCAUACAUAGGUUUUUGAAUGGUUGGAGGCAAAGCCACAGUCAUGAGCCCCUUGCUCAGCCAUCGUUGCCAAACAGGACCUAGGAGUGGUUUUGUGUCUUGACUCGCUCUACAGUUACCGUGGCCAAGUUUCUACCAGAUACAACCUGCCCCGUGGGAAAGUGGCAUACAGGGUGGUGAUGAGAAAUCAAACGCGUCAAUAAACACCUAGCCUGUCCAUGGGAUUACCCAGCAUGCCAGACAUACGUUGACUGAUCCGGCCGCGGGUGAGAGAGCACAGGCCUUUAAUGGCAUUAUGAUGGGCACUCUCUUGGAACCGGGAUUGUUUGCUCAUGUGGCAUUAAACCAUUAUGACUUUACCACCCGACUGAAUGAAAGCACCCUUUCGGGUAGUUGACAUUGGGAGUCUCUAACUCACACCCUCAGGUCAGAGCUGUAGGUGAAAUGUCACCACCUUCCAAACAAUCACCUGUGCUGAACCUUUUAAGUGUGGUAGCACUGCCCGGGUGUGAUAUGCAGGCCGUUAGUAUGGGAAUUAUGACAGGUACUGUGGUGUGAUGGCUCGUUUGGUCCUUAUAAAAGGAUGCCACCAACUCUUACAGCACUGACUGACAGCAAGGUUUCCAUUCGGAACCUUGAACCACUAAAAUACCGACUGAUUAUUGAUUUAUUUGCUGGCGAAUAGUUGGAUUUCUCGGGAACCCUAGAACCAAAUAUCGAAGAUUUUUUUUUUCUAUUUCUGUCUUUUUCUAUUUCUGUUUCGAACGAAACAUGUCUGUUCUCUUAAACUUGGUGUUUUUUUCCACAUUUGCGGUCUUCGCCCUUGCAUUUCCAUUCCCCUACAACGGCAUCCGGGGUGUUCGCAGAAAGGACGCAAGCCGGGAAAUUGAAUCUUCCGGUAGCGGUCCAGUGGGCGAACACGAGCCCAUCCGUGGGGCUGUCAAUGUAGUCAAGCUCAACCCCCAUAACCUGGGCCAGUCGGGUCUUUUUAGACGAGGUGGGCUUUCCCCCCGAGGAGCACCCGGUCCCAGGAUGCCUUUCCCUAGCUUCUUGGCUAUGGGACGCCCUGGUUCUCCUGCGGUCCCUGUCAAAGGAGUGGCGGUGCCUCCUCAUCCGCUGUCUCAGCUGCGCCACGACGGUCAGGGCCAAAGUGGGACAGAUAUGAAGAAGAGGCAAGGCUUUGAGAUGUGGCAGAGGGCCAUGGAAAAAAGCGACCAGAGAAAGACCCUGUCCAUGUCGCUUCCGCUAAGCUUGAAGGACUCAGCCAACCAGCAGACCUGCACCGCCGUGCCUUUUACACAGCGAAUAACAUCCGAGGGCUGUGACACUGUGACAGUUCACAACAAGCUGUGCUUCGGUCAGUGCAGCUCUCUGUUCAUCCCAUCUGGUUGGGAGUCCGCCAGCCAGAGCGGUACAGAAGGGCACCCGGUCGCGCCGUGUUCCCGCUGCUCUCCCUCCAAGGCCCACACGGUGACCGUGCCUCUCCGCUGUGGAAUGGAGGUGCGGGUGAAGCGCGUGAUGGUGGUGGAAGAGUGCAAGUGUGAGACCGGCCGCCAGGAGGCGAAUGUUGAGGUUGUGCCCUCGACACUCCUGUAAAAAGACUGCUGCUGGUCAAAUUAUUAUUAUAAUUUUUUUUACCUGAAACGAUUAAUAGUUUUUUCUGUUAUAAUUUAUUGUUGUAUUGUAAUGGACAUUCAUUAUAUGUAUAUGACCCUGAGACUGAAUUUUCGAUUCAGAAAAAGAACGAUUUGGAGGUAAAAGCCUUCAAUGAUUAAAGACAGGUGACUAACAUUUUUAGUCACGCAUACUUCUGUUUAAGAUAGCAGGAGCCGUCCACACUGGAUGGUUUCAUGUUGAAAAAACUUGUUUAAGUUUAUCUGAACUUAAAUAUAAUUUCCGUCAAAUAAAAACGUCCAUCCCUGUCAUA
Molecule: messenger RNA, 2535 nt
Organism: Esox lucius (northern pike)
Lineage: Eukaryota; Metazoa; Chordata; Actinopteri; Esociformes; Esocidae
Gene: dand5
Product: DAN domain family, member 5
Exons: 2
Coding region: 1380-2204 (274 amino acids)
Biological process (GO): determination of heart left/right asymmetry
Source: RefSeq, a predicted model, not a curated record